CCGGGCAGCUAGCGCGCGCUUAUGCGAUUUUAUUUAGAACCGAUUCGAAAACAACAAUGACGCUAACGCCUCUCGUUUACUGGGCUCAGCGGCACGAGGACAUUUACCUGCGAGUGGAGCUUACGGAUGCUCAGAAUAUUGAUGUCCAGGUGCACGACAAAGUUCUGCAGUUCAGAGCUCAGGGUCAUGGUGCAAAAGGACAAAACGAGUACGAGUUCAGCCUGGAGUUUCUCCUUCCAGUUAAGCCUGAAGUGAGCCACAAGUCCACUCAGAGGCAGGUGAACGUCGUGGUGCGGAAAGAGAAGAGAGGCUGGUGGGAAAGGCUGGUCGUCCAGGAGCGCAAGCCCGUCUUCCUGGCGCCGGACUUUGAUCGCUGGCUGGAAGAGUCGGACGCCGAGAUGGAGAUCAGGGAGAAGGAAGAAAAAAGGAACAGGUUGAGGUCUGCAAGACACAACGAACCAGGGUUUGUUAGCCUUAAAACAGGCUAUUUGUUUGCAUAUAACCUGGUCCAGUUUCUUGGAUUUUCAUGGAUCUUUGUCAACAUGACUGUGCGCCUCUUUAUUUUUGGAAAAGAUUCUCUCUACGACACUUUUCACACCAUAUCGGAUGUGAUGUUCUUCUGCCAGACCCUGGCGGCAGUGGAAGUUCUAAACGCUGCUUUUGGAAUGGUGCGGACAGGCGUCGUUCCCACGUUCAUUCAGGUGGUUGGAAGGAAUUUCAUCCUCUUCAUCAUUUUCGGUACUUUGGAUGAAAUGCACAAUCAGCCAGUUGUGUUCUUUGUUUUCUAUCUAUGGAGCGCAAUUGAGAUUUUUAGGUACCCCUUCUACAUGCUGGGCUGCUUCGACACCGAGUGGAAAACUCUCACUUGGCUGCGAUACACCGUCUGGAUCCCGCUGUAUCCGUUAGGCGUUUUAGCUGAAGCAUUUGCAGUGAUACAAGCCAUUCCCAUCUUUGAUAAAAACCAACUUUUUAGCGUUCCGCUGCCUAAAGCCCUCGGCAGCUCUCUCAGCUUCUCUUACGUGCUUCAAGGAUAUCUUAUUCUUAUGUUUUUGGGGCUUUUUAUCAACUUCCGUCAUCUUUACAAGCAGAGGAAGAGGCGUUUCCGCACCAAAAAGAGGAAAGCCAAUUGAGCUCAACCACAUUCCUCAGACACCUCUGCUGCCUGCUCAUUUCUGAACUCUCAACGUCCUCACAUUCACAAACAACUGUCUGAUUAAAUGACAUGUACUUGAACAAAAAUGA
Oryzias melastigma (Indian medaka) is the source of this 1242-nucleotide messenger RNA. It is a transcript of the gene hacd3, whose product is annotated as 3-hydroxyacyl-CoA dehydratase 3. Gene Ontology annotation, biological process: very long-chain fatty acid biosynthetic process; fatty acid elongation; sphingolipid biosynthetic process. Bases 57 to 1130 code for a protein of 357 amino acids. Gene Ontology annotation, cellular component: endoplasmic reticulum membrane. Gene Ontology annotation, molecular function: 3-hydroxyacyl-CoA dehydratase activity. The record is from RefSeq and is a predicted model, not a curated record. The transcript has 11 exons. NCBI's taxonomy places the organism in Eukaryota, Metazoa, Chordata, Actinopteri, Beloniformes, Adrianichthyidae.